This is a messenger RNA of Truncatella angustata, 591 nucleotides long. RefSeq names its product transcriptional regulator PAI 2-type. The record is from RefSeq and is a predicted model, not a curated record. NCBI's taxonomy places the organism in Eukaryota, Fungi, Ascomycota, Sordariomycetes, Amphisphaeriales, Sporocadaceae. Bases 1 to 591 code for a protein of 196 amino acids. The transcript has 2 exons.
AUGCAUCUUCUCUCACACAAUGCGGAACAUAAGCUCGAUGUUCUCCACCAGUUCAUACGAGCCAAUUCUUUAGGCGUCGUGACCACGGCCAUUCGAUGCCCACCGUUUCCCCUUUUACAAGCAAGUCAUAUCCCCUGGGUUAUCGACAUUGUUGAAGAAGAUGUCGGUAGCUUGUAUGGGAGACUGCGCGGACACAUGGCAAGACAAAACCCUCAGGCCAAAUCCAUUAUCGAGUAUGUAUCUCAAUUCGGAUCAGACAGCAAUGAAAUUUGGCUUCCAGAAGACGUACUUGUCAUGUUCAAUGGCCUGAUGCAUCACUACAUAACCCCAAAGUUCCACAAGGAGACGAAGCCCAACACGGGAAAGGUUGUCCCAACAUGGGAUUACGACGCUGUCCAGGUCUAUGGGAAGGCAAGAGUUUACAUUGACAUGCAAUCCGACACGGCGAUCAUGGGCUACGAAUCGAGCGAUAAACCUGAAACGCGCGCCUGGAAAGUCUCCGAUGCACCAGCUCGGUACAUCGAUCUCCUGACAAAGAAUUUGAUUGGAAUCGAGAUUAAGAUAACUUGCAUGGACGGGAGGAUCAGCUAG